GUUUCAACUUUGGACCCGGAGAAGAGCUCAGCUGAGUGAUACAACCGAAACUCUUCAGAGACAAAAGCUUCUCCAAAACGGGAUAUUUUGGUUGGGGGGUUUUGUCUUGGGGCUUUGCCACCCAAGCAAGAAAACCAUGGAGCACUAUCCUGAUCAGCAGGGUUAUGAUGGCAUGGAGCUGCUCGACUGGCUGUUUGAUCAAAACGACGGCAUCCUCCGGCACCACGAAGUGGGACAGCAAGCAGGCAACGAGCAGCACCACUGGCCCAUGCAGGAGCCGAAUAUGCUCCAGCUGGCUGAACAGGCGGACGCCGACUUCCUCAACGCCCUCCUGAGUGGAAGUGAUUCUAUGUCGGGUUCGCCUCUUUGGGCUCCCUCACCCAGCGACAGCGGGAUCAGUGAGGACCCACCCUCGGACCAGAUGGACAGCCCACAGCGACCCGAGAGCCCCCCCGGUGAUGCCCGUUGUUUGGGUCUGAGGCCACAAAGCAAAGCAGCCUUGGAGACCCGAGUGGCCAUCAAGUCCAACGUCUGGAAGGCCGAGCUCCCCACGGAGAAGACGAGAGCGCCACGAUAUCCUUCGGAUGUAAACAGAGCACAGCCGUCCCCUGGCUUGCCGCUGACUGUUAAGGAUCUGCUGCUGUCUGGUACGACAGAGCCACCCCCCCAGCCAUUCCAGCAGUACAUUCAAGAACUGAUUCUCAAUGAAGACGAGAAGAAGCUCUUAGCCAAGGAGGGCGUGACUUUACCCAGCCAACUGCCGCUCACAAAGAAUGAAGAACGGAUCCUGAAGAAAAUACGCAGAAAGAUUCGUAAUAAGCAGUCAGCCCAGGAGAGCCGCAAGAAGAAGAAAGAGUACAUUGAUGGACUGGAGAGCAGGAUGGCCGCAUGUAAUGCACAUAACCACGAGCUGCAGCGCAAAGUGUCCCAACUGGAGAAAUGCAAUAUUUCACUAAUGGAACAGUUGCGCCGUCUCCAAGCUCUGGUUAUGAAUACAUCUAAUAAGCCGGCCCAGACUGGUACAUGUUUGCUGGUGCUCCUGCUGUCCUUCUCCCUAAUCCUCUUUCCCAGCCUCAAGCCCUAUGCCGACACUAAAGUCAGCCAAGGAGACUUCAGCCCAGUCAGAAUCCAGUCACGGUCCCUACAGACCCUCCAAGCUUCCCGUGUGCUGCAUGCUAUCGACCCCCCGUUGUCCACCGAAGACGAGUCGAAGCCUGCACACCCGCAUUUCCCGGGAGAUUCUGGAUUGGAAAUUACCAGUCUGAUGGGGAACAUGAAGCUGAAGCAAGAACUGGACACUUUGUCCCAAAACAGCAGCCAAGAAAAAAGCCUGGGUCAUUUCCACCUGGACCCCAUCACGGGCCAUGUAGCCACAGUCACCUUGGAUCCCAAACGCUCUGCUGGGCUGCCGCCGAAUGCUGAUGACAUGUAGUAGAAAUUGUCCUCAUCCAUUGGUUUUAAUCAUGUUGUCAUGAAUGUGUUUUGUAUCAGUGUGUUGUGUGUUAAAAUGAUAUUGCCUGUCAGCUGGCCUCAUGAGCUUUCAUAAGCGAGCAGCUUGAUUUAGGAGUGUUUGAGCAGAAUAAAGCAGCAAAUAGUCCGGCACCACUGUGAUCGCAGUGGGUAAUUUGUUAACUGUUGAGAGGAAUUUGGAAUACAUGCUUUCAUUUAUGGAGAAAAUAGCCUGAAAUAAAUGAUGUCACAAAAAUGUAGGAUGUCUAAAUGCAUCUUCUCCCCCCAAUGCUAGCUGCUUUAGCCUGAAAAACAGAUCAAAUAUCUCGACAAGGCAUCUAAAAGGUAAAUAUGUAGGUAGGGACAACAGAGGAGAGAAAACUAGGCCAAAGGUCGCAUGAACACCCGCUUAUCGCAUGACCUCACACCGACUUAUUGACAUGUUGACUUAUUUACUUAUUAGAGAAGCUUAUCUGACUUUUACAGCAGACACAGAUGGAAUGAAAACUUUCAGCUGUUAAUUAGAUCAGAAUUUAUCAUUCAAGAUGGUACCAUCGUCCCUCACAAUAUCCCACUCCCUCACUCUAUCAUGAUUUUUCAAAAAUGCUGUUUUGUGGUUGACUAUGCCGUAUUAUUAUUCAAACAAUAUCAAAAGAGAAAAGUAUAUGGUGGUAUUCUAGCCACUAGGCCUCAGUCAUGUUCCAUUAUUGACAUUAGAUUACUGCCACACUGCAUGGAGUCAGUCAUAACAUAUUAGACAUAUUAGAGUGAACAGAAGUCCUCACAUUGAGUGUGGAAGUGGGAAACUUCUGGCUUCUUUGUCUUUAUUCCCUACUCGGUUUUAAAGUUUAGAACACAGUAAAUACUUUGGAGGCUAACUAGUUAGCUCACUAGCUUGUUAAUGGUGAAAGCCAUGGAUGUCUCUUAUGUCCCUGCAGUGAUCCCGUAGCCUGUGUA
Doryrhamphus excisus (bluestripe pipefish) is the source of this 2406-nucleotide messenger RNA. It is a transcript of the gene creb3l3a, whose product is annotated as cAMP responsive element binding protein 3-like 3a. The record is from RefSeq and is a predicted model, not a curated record. Gene Ontology annotation, cellular component: nucleus. NCBI's taxonomy places the organism in Eukaryota, Metazoa, Chordata, Actinopteri, Syngnathiformes, Syngnathidae. Gene Ontology annotation, molecular function: DNA-binding transcription factor activity, RNA polymerase II-specific; RNA polymerase II cis-regulatory region sequence-specific DNA binding. Gene Ontology annotation, biological process: regulation of transcription by RNA polymerase II.